Molecule: messenger RNA, 1729 nt
Organism: Ciona intestinalis (vase tunicate)
Lineage: Eukaryota; Metazoa; Chordata; Ascidiacea; Phlebobranchia; Cionidae
Source: RefSeq, a predicted model, not a curated record
AUUUCUGUCAAUUUCGACUAUCGUGGGUAAUAUUUUUGAAAUAUAUUUGUAUUUUGGUGUAUUUUGUAUCUUAAAGGUUAUAAAUUUUUACUGUAUUGUGUUGAUAUUAUAGCAUAUAAACUAGAUAACAUGAAAAUACACACAGUUAGUGCAUGUUGCAAAAACUAUGGGAUUGGAUUUAAAGGAUCUUUGCCCUGGAGUUUACCGACAGAGUUUGCAUAUUUUGUUCGCUUGAGUACCGGCAAUCCACCACCUGGGAAAAGAAAUGUCGUGAUUUUAGGCCGCAAAACUUGGGAUUCAAAACCACAUGCUCGUCUAAACCGGAUAAAUGUAGUUUUAUCUAGAUCAAACAAGCCAGUUCAGGACAGAAAUGAAAAACCGGAUUUUGUCGCCCAUUCAUUAGAAGAAGCAGUAGCCAUGUUGGAAUCUGAUGAAUGGAAAGAUAAAAUACAUGAAGUGUUUGCAAUUGGAGGACAUGAUAUAUAUAAGCUGGUUCAUGACUCCCCAUAUUGCGGCACUGUGUAUCUUACAAGAGUGGAUGCUGAAUAUGAAAGCGACACUUUUUACCCCAAACUUGACGACAGUUUUGAACUUUUACCGACAGACAAGCCUCCUGUUUAUAAAUGGAAAGGAGAAAUAAAAGUCACCAAAUUUGACAACUUUGUGUUUGGAUUUGGGGCAGUAGCAACAGGGUUUAUUGAAAGCUAUUGUUUAACCAGCGACAAGUUAAACGAAGUUGGAAAACUUAUUGAAGUAAUUGAUUCAGAAGCAACUGGCACAAAAGCCAAAGAACAAUGCAUACUGAGAGUAUAUGCUGAUGGUAAUACAAACAAGACAAUGUACUGUACAAGUAAAGCUUAUGUUGCCUCCCAUAAGAUAUGGCCUUUACAACAAGAGAUAUUUUUCAAGUUCCAAAUUGACCAAUCAGCUUCAGUUGUUGUUUUGGACUCGGCUCCUAUUCAUGAUUUCAAAACUCAUGAUUGUGACAUCAUAACACCUGUUGUUAGGUCACUUAGAACCAAUGGUUCAAAUAAAUUAAAUGCAUUUCCAAUGUUAGAAAGACCUAAUUUGGUUAAAGGUGUUUCUGCUGCAAUAUUAACAAUAUGUGAGCUACAAGACAUACAAGCUGAACUAUGUGUAUGUUACACUGCUACUUUUGAAAUUGAUUUUGCAUCAAUUCAAGCCUUUUGUCCAUUACUUGACACAGAUGCAUUUUCCACAAUUGAAAAGAACAACCCAAUCUCAAUACCACGGAUCAAAACAUUGCUGGCAAACCAAGGCUCUACCCAAAGCUUGUAUACUUGAAUAAAACUACAACUAAAUUAAGCUGUUUGGAUGCCAAAAAGCAGCUGCUAUACAACUCUCAUACAAAAGUACUAGAAAAUUUAAAGACUUUUAGUAGUCAAAUCUGUCUAUUUGUUCUUUCUAAUCCUGUACUGUGUAGCUGCUUCAGCAACUAUAAUGCUAAAAUUUGAAAUCAAUGCUAAGACUUACUGUUUAAGUUUCAUAAAUGCACAACUAUUCAUGAAAUAAAAUUGAAACAAUAUAUUAUUACCUGUUUCUCAAGUAAGCUAUAAUGGUUGGGUGACAAUUUAGACUGCUUUUAGCUGCUGUUAAGUAACUAUAAACUCACAAUGGUAGGCCUUGAAUCCAAACCCGCUUGCUAAGACUUACUGUUUAAGUUUCAUAAAUGCACAACUAUUCAUGAAAUAAAAUUGAAACAAUAUAU